Schistocerca gregaria is the source of this 3799-nucleotide messenger RNA. RefSeq names its product structural maintenance of chromosomes protein 5 (gene SMC5). Bases 167 to 3265 code for a protein of 1032 amino acids. The record is from RefSeq and is a predicted model, not a curated record. Gene Ontology annotation, biological process: double-strand break repair via homologous recombination. Lineage: Eukaryota; Metazoa; Arthropoda; Insecta; Orthoptera; Acrididae. The transcript has 20 exons. Gene Ontology annotation, molecular function: ATP binding; ATP hydrolysis activity. Gene Ontology annotation, cellular component: Smc5-Smc6 complex.
UUUCGCUAGCUUUAGACGCCUGUAGAAUGCGCGGCAAAGGUGCUUCUGGUAUUGGCGGGUGUUGUCAAAGUUGUUACUCUGUUGUAGGUUAUGUGUUUUGAAUGGGAGGGUGUUUCGAACCUCCUAAGGUUUGUGUACGGCUGUUGAAGUAAUUCACUUACCUACGAUGAAGGGCAUUAUUGAAAGAAUCACAUUGAAAAAUUUUAUGACUUUUGAAGAUGUUGAAGUAAAGCCACACAAGAAUCUGAAUGUAAUUAUUGGCCCAAAUGGAAGUGGUAAAUCAACCAUUGUAUCAGCUAUAAUUUUGGGACUUGGUGGGAAACUGAAACUUGCAGACCGUGGAUCCUCUCUUGCAUCAUAUAUUAAAAUUGGCUGUAAAGAAGCAAAAAUUGAAAUAGAGUUAAGAACUGGUACAACCUCAACAACAGUGAUCUCCCGCGUGUUUAACCUAGAUAACAAAUGUGUGUGGAGAAUUGAUGGCAAAGUUGUGAGCUCUAAACAGGUUGAUGAUAAGGUUGCAGAGUAUAACAUACAAAUUGGUAAUUUGUGCCAGUUUCUUCCACAAGAAAAAGUUACUGAUUUUGCAAAGAUGAACCCCCAGGUGUUACUGGAGAACACAGAAAAGUCUGUGGGAGGUGAAAAAAAAUUGGCCCAAAUGCAUGAACAGCUGAAAUGUUUGACUAAAGAAAUAAAGGAGUAUGAAAAGAAAAUAAAUGAAUAUCAAGCAGCAGUGGAGAAUGAUGAACAAAUGAAUUCCAGGUUGGCAGUGACAGUAAACAACAUUAAGGAGAGGAUGGCCUGCAUAGAAGCUGUGAAAUUAUUAAAGAAGAAGAGAGUAUGGGCUGUAUACAAAGCACACAAAGUGCACACUGAACAGAAACAAAAGGAAAUGGCAGAAGCUGUUGCUGACUUGCAGAGAUGUAAAAAGGAAUUUGAACCAUUUGCGUCUCUAUUGGAUGGUGCGAACAAGAGAUUGCAGACAGCCCAGAGUAAAUUAAAUACAUGUAAAAUAAGAACGAGGGACAAAAUAAACACUCUGAAAAAUGAAUCUGUUUCUAGAGAACCUGUAUCUGAGAGAAUAGAAUAUGUUAAUCAGGAAUAUAAAAAGAAAAUUGAAGCAGAGAAAUCUCGAGAGUCAGAAUUGGCGGCAUUGCAGUUACAGUUGAACAAAAUGCAGAAUGAUUUGCGUGAGCUCAGUAAACAGUCUGAUGACUCUACACACACUCAGCUGAAGGAAGUUCAAGAACAGAUCUCAAAAGUCGGUGAUUCCUGCAACAUCUUUCGUCACAAGUGUGAAGACUAUAAAAGCAAGGUGUCGUAUAUAGACCAUGAAAUAAGAGCACAAGAUUCAGAGUUGCUAAGACUCAGAAAUGUAGCAAAUCAACGACUCUCGCUGCUGCAACACAGGCAUCCUGAUGUCUACAGAGGAACUAUGUGGCUACGUGAAAAUAAACAUCGUUUCUCUGGAAAUGUUUAUGACCCUAUUGUCUUAGAGACCAAUUUGAAAGAUCCAAGUUAUGCGAAGUACGUGGAAGCUGUCAUUGCAAACAGGGACUUACUAGCCUUUACAUUUGAGGACAAAGAUGAUAUGAACAAUGCAAUGAGGAUACUAAGAGAUGAAAUGAACUUAAGGCUAAAUUUUUUACAUUCUGGUGAAAUGCAUCAACCAUCUUCACACUAUAAAUCAACCAUACCAAUCAAGCACUUGAGGGAGUUUGGCUUCAAAACUUAUAUUUCUGAUGUAAUUGAAGCACCAGAAGCCAUUCUUAAAUACCUUCUAAGAACAUAUGGCCUGCAUAAUAUCCCAGUUGGAACGAAACAAACUGAUGCAACAUUUGAGAAAGUGCCUGCAAGUAUAAGAUUGUUUUUCUCAGAAAGCAGCAGAUAUUCUGCCUCUUACUCAAUAUAUUCCGGAGAAAAGCUUACGGAGAAUAGUCGUGUGACAGAAGCAAAUUAUUUCACACGAUCCAUUAGUAUUAAAGAAAUACAAGUAAUAGAAGAGAGGAAAGAAAAAUUAUUACAGGAAAAGCAGCAAAUUUCACAUGACCAUCACACAGUGGUACAGCAAUUAAUGCAUCAAGAGAGCAAAUUGAAAGAGCUCGUUAAUAAGAGAAAACAAAUACAAGAAAUUGUGCAGAAUCGGCAGGCACUCGGUGCACGCAUUAAGAUGAAGCAAAAUCACAUAAAUUCACUUGAAAAGAAUAAGAUUAAUAUUGAAGAAGAAGAAGAAAAGUUCAAAAAGACUGUUAAGAAAAUAAUUUUAGAUGCUUUCAACAGUGAAAGUAAAUCCCACGAAACUCUAAAAGAAUAUGUGGAAUUGAUGAACAACUUAAGGCUGCUUCAGUAUGAGACAGAAGACACUGCAGCUGAAGUGGAAAGGUAUCAGCAUGAUGCUCAGGAAAUAAAGCAGAAAUGUUUAGAACUUGAGAACACAGUUCGAAAGUUGAAAGGAGAGUUGUCAGAACUGCAAACGCAGCAGAAACAGUUACUCAGACAUGCAGAAAAGGCAAUUGCAGAUGUGAAAGGUAAUAAAGAUACAUUCAGAAAUGUGCAACAAACAGUUCAAGAUUUGGAUAAGAAGAUACAAACAGAACAAGCAAAGGCAGAUUUCAUUGGUGAUGUUGACACUGGGGUUAUUGCAGAAUUUGAAGCAAGAGGAAAAAAGAUUAUAGAAGGUAAAUCAAAAGUCAGUACUAUGCGUGAUAAUCUUCAAAGACUUCAAGCUGGCCUCGAGCGGUGUAGAAACGACUGGCUGACACCACUGCAAGAAUUAGUUGCAAAAAUCAAUAAUAAUUUUGGAAGGUGCUUUGAAGAAAUGGGAUGUGCUGGUGAAGUGCUUUUGAGUAUGGGAGAAGACCAGAAUGAUUACGAUCAGUAUGGUCUUCAUAUAAGAGUAAAAUACAGAGAUGGAGAGCAGCUACGUGAGUUAAGCCAAAACUUGCAAAGUGGAGGUGAACGAUCAGUUGCAACAGCAAUUUACAUGAUAGCGCUGCAAGAAUUGACAUUCGUGCCAUUUCGCUGUGUAGAUGAAAUAAACCAAGGCAUGGAUCCACGAAAUGAACGUGCAGUGUUCAACUUUCUGGUUAAGGCUGCAACUCGCCCAGAUACAUCACAGUAUUUUUUAUUGACACCUAAGUUGCUGCCAGACUUGGAGUACCAUGACAAUAUAAAAAUUAUUAUUGUCAAUAAUGGAAACAUAGCAAAUAACUACCAGCUGUGGAGAUGUAAGGACUUCCGCAAUCCUGACAAAAGAAGAAGAGUGUAACUGUUAAAUGUAUUUAAAUAAGUUAUAUUUAUUUUUAUAAUUUUUUAUCAUGUUUUAUGUAAUACUUCAUAUGAAAAACUUGCCACUGUGAAUGUUUGCUGCCGUGGCAUUUCAGUGUUAUGUAUUUAAAACUUAUGAAUAAAAUUUGGCUUUAAUUAUAAAACUAUGUAGUGUCUUGGUGUCUAUGUUUUUCUCUCUAGCACUUUCACUCUUUGUUAUAAAAGGCAUUUAUGAUAAAACAUUUGUGUUUAGCAGACCCUAGUAUUUGUUCAGAUGGUUAAGAAGCCUUUUAAAUUGCAAUUAUAUAUAUUUAUGUGGAGGACAGAUACGCAAGAGGCAUUCAGUAAAUAUGAAGAUGAGGUCUUCGCCUACUGAAGUUUCAUUAUGAUGCCACCAAAGCAGAGGAUGCUUAAACUAUGACUCAAAUUCUGAGUUAUAUCUCUCAAAAUUAUUUUAUUCAAGACAUCACAACAAAAUUUGUAUGUUUGACUGUAAUGAACACAAUGGAAAAUACAGAAAAAACUGAGUACAAAA